AGUGAUCUACAAGCGAACCAAAAACUGCUGCAUGUCCACUAAGAAGGAAGGGGACGACAAUCAACAUCAAUUGUACAUAUUUACAUAUGUUGAAUAGUUUGAUUUCGCGGAAAUAAAACAGCCAGACAGAAAAAAUUAUCGAUUUCGGUUCCGAAUCCGGUGGUCGUCUUAAAGGCGUCACUAUUGUAAAGCCAAUAGUGUACGGCAACAUUGCGCGGUCAUUUGGCAAGAAGCGGGAAGAGGAUGGUCACACACAUCAAUGGAAGGUCUAUUUAAAGCCCUAUUACAACGAGGACAUGUCGAUUUAUGUCAAGAAGGUACAUUUUAAGCUGCACGAGAGCUAUGCAAAUCCUAACCGCAUUGUGGUCAAGCCGCCAUAUGAGAUAACAGAGACCGGCUGGGGCGAAUUCGAGGUGGUCAUAAAAAUCUACUUCAACGACCAGUCCGAGCGGCCGGUGACAUGCUACCACAUUCUGAAGCUGUUCCAGUCGCCUGUAGUUGACGGGGAGCUUACGUCUUCUACUACCAUGGAUACAAAAAAGGGAUUGGUGUCGGAAUCGUACGAAGAAAUAGUUUUCCAAGAACCCACCCAAAUCAUGCAGCAUUAUUUGCUUCUGUCGGAUCAGAGUUCCAUCGGUUUGCUCAACCACGACACAGAUUUUGAGGAAAAAAAGAGAAAAACUUUGGACAACAUUGUGAAUGUAAAACAAAAAGUAAAAGGAGAGAUUGUUACUUUAAAGGAUAGGCUUAAACUGGCUCGAGAGACGAUCGUUAAGUUCAAGGCAGAGCUAGCCAAAGUUCAAAAAGCAUCCACUUAAAAUAAUUCGAAGUCUGCAAUUCUGGUUACUUAAGUUAUUAUCAAAUACAUUUUUAAAAUAAUUAGUUCGUAUGCAAAAA
Scaptodrosophila lebanonensis is the source of this 897-nucleotide messenger RNA. It is a transcript of the gene Gas41, whose product is annotated as YEATS domain-containing protein 4. Gene Ontology annotation, biological process: regulation of DNA-templated transcription. NCBI's taxonomy places the organism in Eukaryota, Metazoa, Arthropoda, Insecta, Diptera, Drosophilidae. The record is from RefSeq and is a predicted model, not a curated record. The transcript is spliced from 4 exons. The coding region runs from base 297 to 818 and encodes 173 amino acids.